GCAAAAGGAAGGGAAGAAGAAGAAAGAAGAAGCAUUUCCUUUCCUCUUCUCCUUCCCUGUGGCUUAAUUCACUGAGAGGUCGUGGCAAAUGCAUGUGAACCAUAGCAGUGAGAUUUCUUUAGCAGUUACUGAUACAGAGAUGAGCACAAAUUGCAAGAAUACUACAAAUCUGGAUGACUUGUGUGAGCAAGAAGACAAGAAAAUAGAAGCUUCUGUUAGUCCUGUUGAAGAAAAGAGAAAAGCACCAAGGAUCAAAGGGUGGGGCCUUAGAAAGUUCAGUACAAUAGUGUGUGAUAAGGUUAAGGAGAAGGGAAGAACUACUUAUAAUGAGGUUGCAGAUGAAAUAAUUUGCGACUUAUCAUCCAUGGAGAAAAAGGAUACUAAGUUCGAUGAGAAAAACAUACGAAGGAGAGUUUAUGAUGCAUUUAAUGUUUUGAUGGCAAUUAAUGUUAUUGCAAAAGACAAAAAGGAGAUAAUUUGGGUUGGUUUUCCUUGCAAUGGACUAGACAAGUUGGCAAAAACUGAGGAAAGAAGAAAAUUGUUACUUAAGAUCCAAGAAAAAGCAAAUUCUUUACGAGAGUUGGAGAACAAGUAUAGAGAUAUCAGCAAUCUUAUACGCCGGAACCAACUGUCACACAAGUUAGGGAGUGCUUCUUCCGACGGAAUAGCUCUACCAUUUUUGUUGGUUCGGACGAAUCCUAAGGCCACAGUAGAGAUUGAGAUCUCAGAAGACAUGCGAAUGGUGAAUUUCGACUUCCACGGAGCACCCUUCCACUUGCAUGAUACUGAUUCAAUACUCAAAGCUAUGCGAUGCGCCAGGUCUUCUGAACAAGAUCAAAACUUGGCAGAUACUUUGACGGAACAAAAAUCUCAGCAGCAGCAGUCUGCAUUGGUGCCAAGGGAUUAAGACACAGGAAGAAGUUUGGUGAACCGAAGCAUCAAAAAGAUAGAAGUUUGAGGUGUUAUGUCCUUGUCAACCCUUUCAUUUUGUAAGAACUUGAUGGAUGUGUUGGAUUUAGUCUCCAUUAGGUGGGCUGAUAUAUUAGUAACACACGGAUUUGUCAUUGUAAACAAACCCAUUAAAGUUAUCUAAUUUGAUAUUUUAAUCA
Messenger RNA from Zingiber officinale, 1109 nucleotides. Its product is annotated as transcription factor-like protein DPB. The coding region runs from base 89 to 907 and encodes 272 amino acids. The transcript is spliced from 10 exons. Lineage: Eukaryota; Viridiplantae; Streptophyta; Magnoliopsida; Zingiberales; Zingiberaceae. The record is from RefSeq and is a predicted model, not a curated record. Gene Ontology annotation, cellular component: transcription regulator complex; nucleus. Gene Ontology annotation, molecular function: DNA-binding transcription factor activity, RNA polymerase II-specific; RNA polymerase II transcription regulatory region sequence-specific DNA binding. Gene Ontology annotation, biological process: regulation of cell cycle; regulation of transcription by RNA polymerase II.